Molecule: messenger RNA, 996 nt
Organism: Anopheles marshallii
Lineage: Eukaryota; Metazoa; Arthropoda; Insecta; Diptera; Culicidae
Exons: 3
Coding region: 7-996 (329 amino acids)
Source: RefSeq, a predicted model, not a curated record
CACAUCAUGAGUUGCCUCGGGGAUUGCCUCGAGUUGGGGCCACCGCCCGAUAUGAUACUGUCGAUGCCACCGCCACCGUUGUCCUCGUUUCUGUUGCCCCGGAACGCACUGGUGGCCACCAAACCGAAUGGCAACAGUAACAACAGCUUGCUGUGCAGUGCAGCCUUCAUCUGUGAACCGUCCCUGAAAGCGAACGAACAGUCCGGGAUGGAGUUUGUUGAGCUGCCCGGAAAUGGAAUGGACGAUACUUGGGUGCUGGUGCUGAUCUCAUCCUGUGUCGGAGUUCUCCUGCUUGGGGCCCUAUUAGCCAUGGUGGUGCUCAAAUGUCGCGACCGGUUCUGUUUCCGUUGCAGCUCGUUCAGCUAUUCGUACCACGAUAGCAACUUGAAGCAACCGCCAUUGCACACACUCGGCCAUGAACCCUCCACCGCAAAGGCGGCAGUAUUUAUGCCUGGUGGUACGAUUCUCUAUCCGACCAAUCACUUGCACCAUCACCAUCAGCAACCACCGCAUCCGGACAACCGCACACUGUGGGCCGCACUGACACCGCACGGAACGCAGCACUUCAUCACCGAAUCGUACGGUGGCAAUCCCGAGGAUCACUACGAAGUGAUCGACUACGGGCGCAAGCAUGAGCAGUACAUUCCCUCCGCACAUGGCACAAUCGUGAAAAGCAAGAACUCGUUCGAGAAUUCCGGAUUCGUUGACUACGAUUACGAGGAUCCGACACCGCUGAUGGAAUCGUACGCACACUUCGACGACAUGGACUCGGGCUAUCAGGAACCGCAGGAAGUGCUGGGAUCGCUGAACCGUGCCGCCACAGCAAACCGUACCGCCACGCUCAUAUCAUCGCCGACACACAUCGAGAACCCAAAUAUGGCACCGCUCAAUCUCUAUCCCACUAUGCUGAGCACGACGAUGGGUCGCAAGAUGCACGGUAGCUCCGGUCCGGCCGGUGGAUCCUUGUCGCGACGAAUCAGCGACAUUAAGAACUGA